CGUACCGCGGGGCUGGCCCUUCCCCCGGGGGAGUCGGUUCCUCCCCAACCCGGCGGGAGCUGGCGCAUGCGCCCCACUUCCCUUGGCCCGGGGUAGCGCGCUGUCGGGGUGGGAGGGCGAGGUUGAGCGGCCUCAGCGAGGGCUGGGGCUGGCUCAGCUGCUCCUGUCCUGGUUCUAGGCUGCGCAUGGUUGGGGUGAGGCAGGCAGGGCGGGGAGCAGAAAGCAGAGCAGCAGAUCGGGUAGGCUCACAAGCCCUGAAGACUCGAGGAAGUUUCUGAGGCUUUUUCACGAUGUGGCAUCAGCCGCCGGUCCUGCAAGCGGAUCCUUUUGUUGUCCAAACCAAGUGAGGCCACCUCGUUGCCCCAGUAUGGUUCUCCGGGUUUUUUUGGACCAUCUUCCUGGCUCUCGGGGACUGCUUCCUUUCUGGGAUUGGCGCUGUGAAGCUCCCCUUCCGCUCUGUGUUCAGCCCAGGUGAGAAAUGACCACGCCUAACAAGACACCGCCUGGUGCUGAUCCCAAGCAGUUGGAAAGGACUGGAACAGUUCGGGAAAUAGGCUCGCAAGCCGUUUGGUCACUUUCAUCCUGUAAACCAGGUUUUGGAGUUGACCAAUUACGAGAUGAUAAUCUAGAAACAUACUGGCAGUCUGAUGGGUCACAGCCUCAUUUGGUGAACAUCCAAUUUAGAAGAAAAACAACAGUGAAGACGUUAUGUAUUUAUGCAGACUACAAAUCUGAUGAAAGCUACACUCCAAGCAAGAUCUCUGUCAGAGUAGGAAAUAAUUUUCAUAACCUUCAGGAGAUCCGGCAGCUUGAAUUAGUGGAACCAAGUGGCUGGAUUCAUGUUCCUUUAACUGAUUCUCAUAAGAAGCCUAUUCGCACCUUUAUGAUUCAGAUUGCUGUUUUAGCCAAUCACCAAAAUGGAAGAGACACUCACAUGAGACAAAUUAAAGUGUAUACCCCAGUGGAAGAGAGCUCCAUUGGAAAAUUUCCCAGAUGUACAACGAUUGAUUUCAUGAUGUAUCGUUCCAUAAGGUGAAUCUUCUUAUAAAGGAAUAAUAAAAGGGAAUUUUUGUUA
This is a messenger RNA of Alligator sinensis (Chinese alligator), 1075 nucleotides long. RefSeq names its product anaphase promoting complex subunit 10 (gene ANAPC10). Lineage: Eukaryota; Metazoa; Chordata; Crocodylia; Alligatoridae. Gene Ontology annotation, biological process: protein K11-linked ubiquitination; anaphase-promoting complex-dependent catabolic process. The coding region runs from base 479 to 1036 and encodes 185 amino acids. The transcript is spliced from 6 exons. Gene Ontology annotation, cellular component: anaphase-promoting complex. The record is from RefSeq and is a predicted model, not a curated record.